Molecule: messenger RNA, 2097 nt
Organism: Prorocentrum cordatum
Lineage: Eukaryota; Dinophyceae; Prorocentrales; Prorocentraceae
Source: the annotation of a GenBank genome assembly
CCAAUGGUGGACCUUUUCAGGAAGCAGUACCUCACGGCCAAGGAGCAAAACGACCAGACCCGCAUGGAUGAGAUCCUCGCAGCUUGCCCAGAGGCAAAACCAGCUGAACCAGUCGCAGCACCAGAGCCAUCAACAGGACAGAUACUCCAAGAGGCCGUCGCGGAGCUCAACCGUCUCCAGAAGCACCAAGACAAGCUGGCCAAACAGCUCAAGCGUGCUACCGAGUACCGCAAUGACGUGCUCCAGAGGAUCAGCACCAACGUAUCCGAGCUGGCCGACGCGAAAAAGCACUUCCAUGAGGCCAAAGCCGAUGUCGGAGGGGAUGCAGCCGAAGCACAGCCAGCCAAGAAACAGGACGACGCGGAGGAGGAGUUCCCGACACUGGACGACGAGGAGUUGGCCAUGCUGGACAGCAAGCAGAAAGAGGAGUAUGAGGCAAUCCAGAAAGAAUUCCAGAAGGCCAGGCAAUACAUCGACGGCAAGAAGACAGCAGUCAUCAACGCGAAGAAGGCGCUCGACGCGGCUAAGACCAUCAAGACCAAGGUGGAGCUCGCCAACCAGUUCGACCUCUCAGAUGACGCCCAGGUCCAGGCCUACCCCGCGAAGCUGGCCCAGAUCAAGAGCAGGACGAAGGUCAUGGUUGCUACGCGGCAGGGUUCGCAAGGUACUGGCAUCAAGCUCCAGACCGAAGGCAAGAACCAGCAGACCAAUUCAGACGAUGCGAAGCCCAUCGUCACCAUCUUCGUGGCCAACGUUACGCAGUACAACACGGCCGCCAAACUUUUCAUCGAGGGCAAGAGCAAGCAGUACGACAUCAUCGCGCUGAGCGAGCACCACCUACGUGGACCAGCAGCAGAGGUCGAGGCUAGCCGACUCAUGCAGUACGGGUGGCGUUCUCACGAUGCGCAGGGCCACAGCAUGUUCGCCAAGGAUAUCCAGGACAUCACCAUGGCGAAGUGGCAGCUCAAAGGACAGCAGAUAGCAGUGAUCACGGCCUACCUCACAGCAUCCAUCGGCUUCACGGGUGAGAAUAUCCGUAAGAUGAAGCACUUACUUCAGCUGACUAAGAGUUUGGGCAACAUACCUUGGAUAAUUUGUGGCGACUUCAGCAAUACACCACAAGAGUUUGAAGCGACGCCUUGGCUAAGACUUCUUGGUGGAUCAACUGUGGUACCUCAGCACGUUAGCUACACGUGCAGCAGUGGAACGGGGCGCCUCAUCGAUUAUGCCAUCAUCCCUCCAGACUUUCGACCGAUACUCAAGCAGAUCCGUGGCGAGCAUGAGGUACCAUGGUCCCCACGCAUCGGCAUCGCUAUAGAGCUAUGGGCCCAGCCGUCGACGAUCCUUAUCCGCAAGCCCAUGCUCCCAGCCAAGCGCCCCAUACCCAUGACGGAAAUUCAAAGAGAGAAAGGUAUCAAGCGGCAACAGCGCGACCGCACCCAGUACAACGAAAUGGCCAUGUACUUUGAAGACGACCUCUUGGACAGCAAGCUCCUGGACAUGUACUACACGCAGACUGUGGCCAUGCGAUGCGACCAGAAUAUCUGGGACGAGUGCCGAGACGAGGAGGCAUCUUGCCGAAUCCGAGGCGCGCCGCUGUGGGUGCAGAAUUCGCUAGCGUACAAGCAGGACCCGCGCAUGAGUGAGUUGCUGGGUAAGUUGCAUGGCAAGUGGGCGAAUGCGGCGGAGCGGGCACUCUCGACCACCACGGAGGCACCGAUCCACUCACGAGCGAGACGUGGACAGCCAACACGCUACAUGGAGGCACCCUACCCGCAGCACAUCGCAGGCACGCCGAAAGGUAACACUAAAGCGGACGAGCAGCAGCACACCAGCAUCCCCUGGACGGCGCUCCAUCAGCGUUGCCGAGACGGCGUUCUGCUCCUCCAAAGGCACCCGAUAGAGAGCAAGCACCACUUGGACGCCAUCAGCCUCAUCAUCAAGACUGUAGUCACGCAGAUCGACAAGCCCGAAAAGACCAAAGUAGCGGAGACCGACUACCUGGAUGAGCAGGCGGCCCUUCUCGCUAAACGCGUCAGCCCCCUCGGCCACGACACCGACCCCGACGCGCACACGGAGAAUAUCACCGAGUGGCAG